CGGAGUGAGAGAGAGAGAGAGAGACACAGAGAGAGAGAGAGAGAGAGAGAGAGAGAGAGAGUCGCCGUCGAUCGUAAAAUGGAGAACAGCGACGUCUUAGGAUCAUCAACUGCACCAUUGACGUGGCAUGAUUUCCUUCAGCGAAUGCGUGAUCCAAGUGCCGCCGAUUUCGUCAAAUCCAUCAAAAGUUUUAUUGUAUCAUUUUUGAACAAUGCACCAGACGCAGAGAGGGAUAGUGCAGCUGUGCAGGGGUUCCUUGGAAAUAUGGAAACAGCAUUCAGAGCUCAUUCACUUUGGGCUGGAUGUUCUGAGGAGGAGUUAGAGAGUGCUGGUGAAGGACUUGAGAAGUAUGUCAUGACAAAGCUAUUUACACGUACAUUUGCUUCACUUCCUGAAGAUGUGAAAGUUGAUGAACAGCUUCAUGAGAAAAUUGCUUUGAUUCAACAAUUUGUUAGGCCUGAGAAUUUGGAUAUCAAGCCAACAUUUCAAAAUGAAUCAUCAUGGUUGCUCGCGCAGAAGGAGCUACAAAAGAUAAAUAUGUACAGGGCACCAAGAGACAAACUUGUGUGCAUUCUUAGUUGUUGCAAGGUUAUCAAUAACCUUCUGACUUCUGUUUCACAAAAGGAUAACCCUCCAGGAGCAGAUGAUUUUCUUCCAGUUCUCAUAUAUGUCACCAUAAAGGCUAACCCUCCUCAGCUGCACUCAAAUCUACUGUAUAUCCAAAGGUUUAGGCGGCAAACUCGUUUGGUUUCUGAAGCGGCAUAUUUCUUCACAAACAUUCUUUCUGCCGAAUCUUUCAUUUCAAAUAUUGAUGCACAAGCUCUUUCUAUGGAUGAGACCGAGUUUGAAACAAAUAUGGAGUCUGCUCGAGCACUUCUUUCUGUUCUUUCAGACAACAAUGUACUGGACCAGAGUGAUCAGAACGCUGGACCUGUUCCUGGUGCAGACACUUCUGUGGCCAAUCUAAGUUUUAGGUCAAAUAGGCCUCCAAGCCCUAUUACACAGCCAAAUUUCUCGGUUGCAUCAACAGAAACAAACCCCAAGAACGAGGAUCAGUAUGUGAAAAGUCAGUCAUCAAUGGAAAAGAUCCCGUCACUGUCGGAUCUAGAAAACAGAGGGGCUAGUAUGCUUAUCAAGGAGGGUAGCAUCAGCCAAGUGUUUCAAAGUUUCCCCUACCUAUAUUCCCAGUCUGGUGACCUAACAGUGGGUGAUAUCGAAGAGCUACUAACCAAUUACAAGCGCCUAGUAAUCAAGUAUGUUUGCCUUGCUAAAGGAUCAGGCAUUGACAAUCCAUCUCCUUCAUUGCCCAAUGAUCAAGGACAAACUCACCACCCUGAAUUUGAAUUCAACACCGAAUCUGAAGCAAGAGAGCCAAUUGAUGAGACGAAGAAAGCCGGGCCCGAGGAUUCAAGUCCAGUACUUCCACAGUCUCUUGAGGUUGAUGAAUCGAAGUUAAAGGAAAAUGAAGAAGUUGUAAGUAGGGAUGAAGAAGGGAGUUAGGUUUUGCAGAUAUUCAGUGGAAAACUCAUGUUUCUAAAUGCCGUUUCUGUAUGUUUUAACAGCAAAAUGAGGAUCCACUUGAUUCUUUCUGGACAGUAGAAUAACAAGUGAAUUACAAACCUUAACCAUCAUAUAUUAGCUUAGGUAAAUUUGAAUUCUUAUUUCAUAUU
This is a messenger RNA of Solanum dulcamara, 1670 nucleotides long. RefSeq names its product vacuolar protein sorting-associated protein 9A-like. Gene Ontology annotation, cellular component: cytosol; endocytic vesicle. The transcript has 5 exons. Bases 79 to 1500 code for a protein of 473 amino acids. Lineage: Eukaryota; Viridiplantae; Streptophyta; Magnoliopsida; Solanales; Solanaceae. The record is from RefSeq and is a predicted model, not a curated record. Gene Ontology annotation, biological process: vesicle-mediated transport. Gene Ontology annotation, molecular function: small GTPase binding; guanyl-nucleotide exchange factor activity.